AAAACGAAUACUUUCAUAAGAACAAUCAAAAAGUGUUAAAUUUGACAAUAUGUCUGUCAUUGUUACAUUAAUUAUUUUUGAAUUUCUCUUAUUCUUCUGUAGUGAAGCAUUUCACUGUUAUAACUGCGCAUCCAGUUUACCCUCUAAUAUUAGUAAGGAUGCACAACGAGCAUUCAAAACGGUACUUUAUUCGACCUUUAUGGUACCACCAGUUGAUAGGUCAUGUAUCAACUCAGAAGAUGUCGAGUUCAAAAGUGUAAAACAGAUAAACUGCUCACCGGACGAUCAAUGUAUCAAAAUCACAGUACGACAAAAAGAUUUAAAAUUCGUCAUGCGUGGCUGUCAAAGACUUAUAUAUCGUGAUAAGCUGACUGGUAACAAUUUCGAAUGUCACCAUGAUCACAGCCCUUCAGUUUGUCGCUGUAGCGGUAAUCUGUGUAACAGCGCUUUGAUAUUUCCACUUCAUAGUUUUAUAUUUUACUUAGUAUUUCUUAUGAUUUUGUUAAGAUUUACAUAACUUCUAUUUUAUAAAAUUCUUUGUGACGGACAAAGCCGUGUGACAGUUUAUAAUCGAUGUUGACAUGCAGCUACGUGAUAAUUUAUAAUCGAUGUUGAUAAAGACGAUUUAG
Molecule: messenger RNA, 629 nt
Organism: Loa loa (African eye worm)
Lineage: Eukaryota; Metazoa; Nematoda; Chromadorea; Rhabditida; Onchocercidae
Exons: 2
Coding region: 50-517 (155 amino acids)
Biological process (GO): positive regulation of voltage-gated potassium channel activity; sleep; regulation of synaptic transmission, cholinergic
Source: RefSeq, a predicted model, not a curated record